Fopius arisanus is the source of this 6621-nucleotide messenger RNA. RefSeq names its product water witch (gene wtrw). Gene Ontology annotation, cellular component: membrane. The record is from RefSeq and is a predicted model, not a curated record. Gene Ontology annotation, biological process: monoatomic ion transport; transmembrane transport. The transcript has 4 exons. Gene Ontology annotation, molecular function: protein binding; monoatomic ion channel activity. NCBI's taxonomy places the organism in Eukaryota, Metazoa, Arthropoda, Insecta, Hymenoptera, Braconidae. Bases 763 to 6465 code for a protein of 1900 amino acids.
AUACAAAAAAUACACAAACGCAUAGUAUAGUAUACAUCGAGUUGAAAUCUCAUAUUUUCCGCAUUGAAGAAACUAUAUUAUAAUUCCGAGAGUUAAAUUGAUGUGAAUUAUUCCAUCGAAUUUGGAAUUAUGUGAAUGAUUCGUUUUAAAAUAUCAAAACCAUCGGCGAUUCCGCGCAGUGUUGAAAAAAAAAUGCUCGACUGUUUAAAAACACCAGGUAAGUAAAAAAAACAAACACCACUAAAAAUCUAAAGAAUCCACGAACGCUUGCCUGAAAAAUCUUUUCCGCCACAUCAUCAAGAAUUCGAUUGCGCAAUUCCCCCGAACCUCCAGAAAAUCCCGCUAAUAAAUCAAACGGUGAAUCACGACACCUCUCUCUCCCCCCGACGAUUCACCCCCGAUCCGCAAAAAAGAAAAAUGAAUAAAAGAAAAUAAAAAAAACCGCGAACUUCAAAUAGUGUGUCCCUCCCCCAGAGAACAUCUUCCCCGAUGAAAUCGUUUCAGUCGAUUGUCGCCAGCGAUUGUGACCGGUUCGCGUUGAUCCUUUCAACGCACAAAGUACACCACUUUGAUAUUACCCACGCGUAAUUCCAUCCCAGUCGUCGAAUGGCUGUACUCACAGUGAGACGUGAGAUCAUUCGAUCAAGAUCGUGCAACCAAACGUCAAUAUAAGUGUUCAAACAGAAAAUAAAGGAUUACCACCAGACUAACGUCUCAAGGACCGCCAUGGUAUCCCCAUUAAAAGUCGGUUGAAAUUGAUCGAUGAAGUCAAUGAAAGCCGGGGACAGGUGUCCCAGCGCACCAAUUCUCCCGCCAUCUCGUAAACGCGUGACCUUGGAGCAGAGUUAUUCGAGUCCGCACGCGGUGUCGAGCCCAGGAAGCCGUAGAUACCGUUCCAAUAAGUCUCUGCUGUUGACGCGGUGGCUUGCAUCGAAAAAAUCAUCGAUCGAUGCUGAGGAGAAUGCCGACGAUACGUGGGAUCCUGGUGAAUGCAUGGAUUAUGGAAAACCACCGCCCGUGGAGGAGCCCCACUGCUACUCCAUGUGCAUGAGUGAAACAUCAAUCACCGAUGACGGCGAUGGCAUUCUCUUCGUGUCACGGGACAUUAUUACAGGACUUUUGGCUGAGCAGAUGAGGACAAUUGGUGGGAGGAUGCAGCUGAUCGAGGAUCUCGAGACGGGACAGUUGGAUGAUGUGGAGAACCUGAAGAAUACCCUCAAGACGUGCAAGAAGAACGAGAUAAACGUUCUGUUGCUUUAUACUUGCUAUCUGAAUCGGGCCGAGCUUCUCCCGAUUCUUCACUCGGCUGGAGCCGAUCUAAAUUACAGUGAGCAGGAGCGCGGUCUCACUGGCCUCCACCUGUGCGCUUAUUCUGAUUGUCUGAAGGGUGUGAAGUACUUGAUCACCAAUGGGGCAAUUGUCAAUUACAGCAAGAUCCACACACCCUUUCACUACGCAGCAUUCGGCAAUUCUCUAGGUGUUGCUAGGUACUUCCUCGAGUCAGGAUUCAGUCAGGAGUCCAUGCAGUCCGAUGAGAGUGCUCUCCAUGCAGCAGCUAGAAGCAAUUCACAAGACGUGUUGACUCUGUUAGCUCCAAAUAAUUCCUCGUUAAAUCGUUUAGACUCCACUGGUCUUGCGCCAAUUCACCAUGCAGCUGAUCGUGGCGAUCCGUCGUGCUUGUCGACACUAUUAGACGCCGGAUGUGCCGUUGAUUUACCAACGAGAAAAGGUGAUACUGCACUGCAUCUUGCUGCUGAGGGUGGUUGCACGGAUAACGUUGAGAUACUCAUUAAAAAUCACGCUGAUGUCAGGGUCAAGAAUCAUCGAGGUCAAACGGCGCUUCACCUUGCUGCCAGGUCACACUCAUUGGAAUGUGUUGAGGCACUUCUGCGCAAUGGUUCGUGUGAUCCCAAUGUCGAUGACAAUGAUGGAAGAACACCACUUCAUUUGGCACUUGGUAGAUCAGUACUAGCUUACGACGUUACCGAAUUUCUAAUAGGUUGGCGAGCGGAUGUUAACAGGGCCGACAAGUACGGAUAUACACCCCUGCACGUUGCCGCAUUGAAUGAGUUGUCGCAGUGUGUUGACGUCUUGAUCCAAUACGGGGCUGAUUUGAGUGCAAGAACAAAAGGAGGAACAACAGCCCUGUCCAUAAUUCUACGAAAAACACCGACAUCAUUGUGCAUCUUCAAGCAGAGGCUCGAUGCAUCUAUUACACUCCAUCAGCAGAGUACAGCAGCUGGUGAGAUGGAGCUGAGAAUUGACUUUCAUCCUCUUCUGCAGCACAAGGGACAGGGUGAGAUUGGUUAUCUGGGGACUUUUGUCAAGGAGGGGUACAAGGAGAUACUGGAGCAUCCACUUUGUCAAUCGUUUCUUCAUCUCAAGUGGCAGAAGAUUCGAAAGUACUACGUGGGUAGACUUUUCUUUUAUCUUAUGUACGUGGUCGUCCUGACGUCGUGGGUGAUGACAGCACUGGCACACAACUGCUACAACGAGUCGCACGGUCAGGUGGACGAAACAGCGAGUCUACCAUUGUGCGGCAAUUCAACGGGUCUCAAGGGUUUCUUUCAUAGACACCCUGAGGUGCUGGAGGUCGAGUGGUAUGCCCUCGUUGUUCUCACGGUUCUGGAAGGGGUGAGGAAGGCCACGGGAAUCCUGACGUACCCCUCGGUUCAACAAUUCUUCAUGCAACCUGAGAAUAUUGUCGAGUGGUGUGUUAUACUCAGUGUCUUCGCCACUUCUUUCGUUUACACUGGGAGAACUUACACCUGGCAGAGCCAUGUUGGUGCAUUCGCAGUGUUGUGCGGCUGGAGCAAUCUGAUGCUAAUGAUCGGUCAAUUACCCAUGUUUGGGGCGUAUGUUGCCAUGUUUACGAGUGUUCAAGCACAAGUCUUCAAGCUGCUGCUUGCUUACGCUUGUCUUCUCGUCGGCUUCACCGCUAGCUUCUGCGUCAUAUUUCCAAGAUCAAAGUCCUUCAGCUCACCCCAUACCGGGCUUAUCAAGGUCCUGGUAAUGAUGACCGGGGAAUUGGAUUUUGAAGAGCUGUUUUUUCCUGGUGAAGAGGACGUUGGGAGACAUGUCGAUGUUGGAAGCACCUCGUGGAUUCUCCUGCAGGUCUCAGCCCAACUGUCUUUUGUCCUGUUUCUCCUGUUUGUCACGAUUGUUUUGAUGAAUCUGCUGGUUGGUAUUGCGGUGCACGAUAUCAAGGGGCUGCAGAAGACCGCGGGUCUGGCGAAACUCGUGAGACAGACUAAACUCAUCUGCGAUGUGGAGAGUGCUCUCUUAUUGGCUCUGCUUCCUCAUAAAAUGGUGAAACUUCUCAGCUGGACAACGCUUGUUCUUCCAUCACCUCUGAGAGCUGUUCUCACUGUCAGACCACUCAAUCCCAGGGAGAAUAGACUACCCAGGGAUGUCCUGGUGGCGGCGCACAGGGUUGCCAAGCAUAAAAAAUUCAUCAGCAAUACUCUGUCCUCGAAGAGGAGCUCCAAUGCUUAUUCGUAUAGGAGAAAGAGCGAGCCACAAACAGCUUUUCGUUAUAUUGAUAAUGUCAAUACUGAGAUGGAUUAUGAUUUCGAUGGUAGAGCUGCUACUAGACUCCAGGAGAGAAUGAUCGAAUUAACUAGCAUAUGCGAGGCUAAUAGACAAUUGAUUCAGGAACUUGUUACGGUGCUGGCCACUGAUAAGAAAUAUAAUUCAACGGGUAAGGAUAAGGAGGACGUGAUCGAGGAGGAGAAUCAUGAGAAGGGCAUUGAAUUGAUUGUUGAACUGAUCGGUGAACCGAUCAUUGAAUCGAUCAUCGAGCAAAUGGAACCAAACGAUUUUACAAGCAUGGAUCCAAACGCUGUGAAUCCAUCCCCGAGACCGCGGUAUUACUCCAUGGCAACGCUGACAGACGCCAUGAGGAACAACCGGGAUCCCCUGUCAGUGCGAAUGGCAUCGACAUACCGAUCAGCGAGAUUGUCACGAUCGCGUGAUAUGCCUGAAAAAGUUAUCGUAACAGAUCCGUCCGAGGAGUCGAUCGCGCACGUGGAGAUUGACGCGGGUUCACCACCACCGGUCGACGAGUCCCUGUUCUUCGAUAAUCUCGAGGCCCUGAGGAACGUCGAAGUGAGUGGACCGAGUCUGAAGAGCGCAAUGUGGUCGGUAGUCAGUGUUUCAGAGCUGAAAAAGUUACUGGAGAUGGAGCAGGGGGAGAUUGACUCACCGGAUAUAGAUGCAACUGUUCUUGGAGAUUGUGAAAGCCGAUUCAAGAACAUCGCGUACAUAUGGGCGUGUUUUCGGGACCUAGACCAUAUGUUGCCGAAGCUGGAAGCAGCCGGUGCGCAGAUCGAUUACGUCGAGCCUUGCAUCGGCAUCAAUGCCAUCCUUGCUGCUUCAUUAUCCGGAAGUGUUUCAUGCCUGAAGCACCUGAUUGCACGCGGUGCUGAUGUCAAUUACGCAAGUGGAAGCAGUAAUUAUACACCCAUGCACUUUGCGGCAUUUGGAAAUUCUCGUGAAGCUGCUGAAGUUCUUCUGGACAACGGCGCCAAGCUGUACAUCAAUGCGAAUCUUCAGGAUACCGAACCAGUCCUCCACUGCGCGAUCCGAGCCAGAUCCCUGGAGGUGGUGAUACUUCUUCUUGAGCGAGGAGCCAGUGUUGUUUUGAAAAAUCAUCACGGUGAGACCCCUCUUCACGUUGCUUGUUUCGUUCAAGAUCUUCCCUGCGUCGAAGCGAUCCUCAAUACACCUGGAACAGAUGUGAAUGCCGUCGACCGGGCUCACAGGACACCCCUGCACUUUGCAGUGAUGACCACUGGAUCAUCAGCGGAACUCGUGGAGUCGUUGCUGAAGCAUGGAGCCAAUGUGAAUGCAAGCGACAAAGUUGGCUUUACACCUCUGCACAUUGCAGCGCUCAACGAGCAAAGCCAGUGCGUCGACACCCUCAUCUGGGCAGGAGCUGAUGUCAGUGCCACCACUGGCACUGGCCUAUCCGCUCUCAACGUCAUCCUCCGCAAGAUCCCAGAGUCCCUCCAAGUAUUUCGACAACGACUCGACGCCUCAAUCAGGCUCAAGCGACCUGUCCCCCACAAUCGAGAAUUCGAAAUGCGACUCCAUUUUGAUCUGCUCUUCCCCAGCAACAAUCCCUGCGAGACAAGUUUCAUAAAUACCUUCGUCCAAGAGCGCCGGAAGGAUCUGCUGUCCCAUCCCCUCGUCAUGGCCUUCCUCCAUCUCAAAUGGGAGAAGAUCCGGAAAUUCUACCUCAUGAGGAUCUUUCUCUACGCGAUGACAGUCAUCUGCAUGACAACCUACGUACUAACAGCUCUCGCCUACAAGUGCUACAAUUACGCUGACACUGGGGCAUCAAAGGUGUGCGGUAGCAAGCGACUUACAGGCUUUCUCUUCCGAAAAACCGUAAUUGAGAUUGAAUGGUACCUCUCGCUCUUCCUCACCUGCAUCACAAUCCCAAGAAAGAUCUUCGGUUUCAUGGUUCACAAGUCAGCAAGACAGUACUUCUCGAGCAUUGACAAUGUCCUCGAUGGAGUUGUUAUUCUCAGUGUCUUCAUGACAUCAUUCGUCUACACCGGCAAAACGUACGACUGGCAGAACUACGUCGGUGCAUUCGCCAUCCUCUGCGCUUGGACCAAUCUCAUGCUCAUGGUCGGACAAUUGCCUGCUUUUGGGACUUACGUCGCGAUGUUUACGCACAUACAGUUCGAAUUCGCCAAGCUGCUUCUCGCGUAUUCUGGAUUGCUAAUCGGCUUCACCAUCAGCUUCUGCGUGAUCUUCGUGGGCGAGCCGUCCUUCGGGAAUCCCUUCACUGGUCUGAUCAAAGUCCUCGCGAUGAUGGCAGGGGAGUUGGACUUCGAGGGAUUGAUCAAUCAGUCUGAUCAGAUCACUGAUGGACCAUUCGUCCUUUAUCAUCCCCUCUCCGUCUGCUCGCAGAUCCUCUUCACUCUGUUCCUGGUGUUUGUCACAGUGAUUCUGAUGAAUCUUCUGGUGGGCAUUGCUGUUCAUGAUAUCCAGGGACUGAGAAAUCACGCGGGGCUGACGAAACUCGUGAGGCAGACUAAACUCAUUCUAUUCACGGAGAUGGUCCUCAACAACAAUGCCAUUCCCUUCACGUUCAGGAAAUGGAUGUCUGAUCAUGAUAUUGACAUGGAGAACAGGAAGAGAGUGUUGGUGGUUAAACCCCUUAAUCCUCUCGAGAAGAGGCUUCCCAAGGAGAUCCUCAAGGCUGCGUAUGAAGUUGCCCAGAGAAAUGCUCCGAUCGUUGAUGAUGACAGUAUCAGUCUCAGUCAGCAUGUCACCUGGAUGAAACAGCAGAAUGAUGAUAGCAACGAGUGCGAGGCUCAGAGUACAAUCAAUCAGAUCUCCACUGGUGUCAGGGCUAAUGAGGAGGGGCUCAAGGUCAUCAAAGCGCAAAUGCUCGAUAACAACAAAAUGCUCACGGAUAUUCUUUCCAAAAUUACUAGCAACAAGAGAUGAUUCGAGGGUCGUGUAUUCUUUCUAUUUAGUGGAGACUAUGUUUUCCAUUCAAAUCACGUAUUCAUAAUUUAUUAUUGUUAAAGGAAAUAGUUGUCUGGGGAAGGAGGCUUUGUCAAUUUUUUUAAAAUCAUUUUUGAUCAUAUUUCCACUGAUUUU